Monodelphis domestica (gray short-tailed opossum) is the source of this 2751-nucleotide messenger RNA. Its product is annotated as motile sperm domain-containing protein 1. NCBI's taxonomy places the organism in Eukaryota, Metazoa, Chordata, Mammalia, Didelphimorphia, Didelphidae. The record is from RefSeq and is a predicted model, not a curated record. Gene Ontology annotation, cellular component: cytoplasm.
GCCGAGUCCUCCGCUUUCCCAGCAGCCAGUGCAGCCCCCCUGACUCGGUGACAAAGGACCGGGAGCCCUGUCAGUUGUCGCCUUUGCCGCUGCCGUCGCUCAAGGAGGGGGAGGGACCGAGCCCAAGGAGCCGCUACUGUCCGAGGAUUGCAAAAAUGCUUUGGAGCUUUUAACUGAAUCAAAGAGAGAAAUCCAGACUAGAUCAGAGACCGCAAGAAGAGAAGUAGAGGCAAGAGGGACUCAGUGCCAAUGCAGCAACAAAGAAGUCAACCAGAAUUAGUGGAAGGAAAUCUUCCUGUUUUUGUAUUUCCUACUGAGCUGAUAUUUUAUGCAGAUGACCAGUCAACACACAAACAGGUGUUGACACUGUAUAACCCCUAUGAAUUUGCCCUAAAGUUCAAAGUUUUAUGCACUACUCCCAAUAAGUAUGUUGUCGUUGAUGCUGCGGGAGCAGUGAAGCCUCUAUGCUGUGUGGAUAUCGUAAUUCGUCACAGAGAUGUUCGAUCCUGCCACUAUGAUGUAAUAGACAAAUUCCGUCUCCAAGUUUCUGAGCAAAGCCAGCGAAAAGCUUUAGGACGGAAAGAGAUUAUUGCUACCCUCCUUCCAUCUGCCAAAGAACAACGAAAGGAAGUGGAGGAAAAGAGAAUAAAGGAACAUUUGACAGAGAGUGUCUUUUUAAAAGAGCACAUGCUCUAUCAAACAGAAAACAGGAAUGUCUCAUCAGGACCUAGUUUAUUAACUGUUUUCCUGGGAAUAGUGUGCAUUGCAGCUCUGAUGCUACCCACCUUGGGAGAAGUGGAAUCUCUAGUGCCUCUCUACUUCCAUUUAAGUGUGAAUCAGAAAUUAGUAGCUGCUUAUGUUUUAGGCCUUAUCACAAUGGUUAUACUUAGAAUAUGAGCAAGGAUGAAAAAUGGCUUUGGAACAACUUGACCUCCCCUCAUUGUGACUGUGGACUGCCUUUCAUUUUCAUCUGACUCAUAAUGUGUGACAGAAAAACUAUCGGUGAUUCAACAUACUUGCAAAAGUGUAAAAAAACUAUACAUAUACAUGCAUACAUACAUACAUACAUACAUAUAUAUAUCUGUAUAAAUUGAUGUCUAACUUGUUUUAUUUAUUUAUUUUUUAUUUUUUUAAGCCCUUACUUUCUGUCUUAGAAUCAGUACUGUGUAUUAGUUCCUAGGCAGAAGAACAGUAAGGGCUGGGCAACAGAGGUUGAGUGACUAGGUUAGGGUCACCCAGCUGGGAAGUGCCUGAGGCCAUAUCUGAACCCAGGACCUUCCUCCUCUAGGCCUGGCUGAGCCACCCAGCUGGCCCCUAACCCGUUUUAGAAGGAAACCACACAUGUUACCGAGACCUAUGAUGGUUUUGUUGAAUGACUGUAGUGAGAUGUUUUGAAGAAACUGGCUUUUUCUAUCAAUACCUUGUUAUACAGAAGACUUUUAGUAAAGCCAUCUUGGUUAUUUGGUUCUCUUUCUCUAAUCCACUCGGAUUGUUAUGGCCCUGUUUGCCCUCAGGGCUAGAGGCCUACCAGGCUAAGCUGAUGGUUGUGGAAACAGCACUUGUUCAUACCUCUGCCCUCUUAGCAUUUCUCAAGGUGGAGCUGAAGUUAAGAUGAUGUGUAAAAUAUAAGAGUCCCGGGCAAUCCCAGAUGCCCUAGGGACUUAUUGACUACCCAAACCAUGGGUUUCUCCCAGUGAGCUGGCUGUAGCUAACCCCCUGGAUGGCACACUUGAAAGCCACCAAGGCUGAAAAAGCAGUCAGCCAUCAUGGGCUGUCACAGAGGUUUCUCUCUUUGGCCUAAUGGGUACAAUAAUUGGAGGCCAGGUAUGAGCUCAGCCUCUAGACCCACUGGCUUCUCUCUCUGUCUCUGUCCCUCUCCAAUGCUUUGUGUUCAUAAGCAGAAUAUUGAAUUGUUUUGCUAGCCCCUUGUCCUGAAGUGGCAAACCUGAAGGCUUAGCAGAGGCUCUGCUGCUUGUUUUGGUUUGGGGAUUCAUUACUUGCCCUCAGCACAGACGUGGGAACUGUUCCAUUUUGGUCAGGUAUUUCUUUCACCAGCCGAGGCUGGAUUUGAAGCACACACGCACGUACAUUUGGUGGCGGUCUUCUAUUCUUGAAAAAGCUGUCUUUUUACAGACCAUGAGCAUGCCUUGCCACAGUAAUAUGUUCAUUGACUGUGUGGGCAUAAACUUAAAUACAUACCUGAUGGUGAUUUUUGUAAGAAAUGGAACUUGACUUCUAAAAAGCUUUUGUGUAUAAUCUUUCAUAGGCCCACUUGGGGGUCCAGUUUCUAGGAUAUAUUGUUUGUGUCCACAGCACCGAUUGUGUCAUGUCCAGGGGGGAAAAAAAGCACAUGAAUGUAAUGGUGUUGUGGCUGAAGGGCUUGCCCUUUAGUCAGGGAGAUCAGAAUUCGAAUGUAGCCUCUUCCACAUCCUAGCUGUGUGUCCCUGGGCAAGUCACUUAACCUCUCUGAGCCUCAAUUUCCUCAUCUGUAAAGUGGGGAUAAUAAUCACACCUACCUCACAGGGUUGUUGUGAGGAUCAAAUGCGAAAAUGGAUGUAAAGCAUUCGCAAAGCGCUCUGUAACUGUCAGUUAUGAUUUUCUGCUCUGACCUUUGUAUUGAAUCUGAAAAUGAUUCUUGAUUUCUCUGCCCAUCUCAAGUCAUCACUCAAAUGUGGGUGAAAAGGCAUAUGGAGGAGAGAAAUGAUUUAAAGACGAAAAUAAACCAUAUCGGAGUUUUACAAUUAAAAAAAA